AAGCGACUGGCAUGACUGACGUCAUCAUAUCGCGUCUUAUUACAAUGUGGAAACAGCAUGGGGAAUGUACAACACUUGUAAACAUUGUUUAUUUUGUGGUCGAGUAGAAGCUAAGCGUUUACAGUGAUUAAACGCAACAGAGCUGUUAUCAUUCGUAAGCUGUUUCGGUACUUUUAAUUUCCAAAAGCGGCAGUAGCUGAAAAGGAGAACUUUCUUAUAGCGUUUCAUCUUGUUGCUGAAAUGUCUCUGUUUCUUGUAAACAGGUAUCUUGGAGAAGAGGAAAAUGGGAAUGAUUCAAAGGAGUCUCGUUCAAAGGCGUUACUGGCUAAACUUCAGCAGAAGGCAAAAGAAAAGCAAAAGCAGAGUCUGGCAGUACAGAGAACACCACCGCCUAAAGAAUGGAUGGAACAGCAGAAUAUUAAAAAAAAAAGAAAAGCUGACAAGGAUGACAGUCAAGAGCAUCAACACCAUAAAAAGAGGAAAUCAGAAGUAGGACCUUUGUUUGUUGCAGACUCUGCUAACAGUGAUGAGCCUGUCCUGGAGGAAAAGAAGAGCAAGACAGGUCCAAAUGAGAAACGGAAAAAUAAAAAGGAUCAGCCAGGUAGUUCUUUUAAAGGCCUUUCAGACACUUCUGUGACUGUGAGAGAUGAACAGAAGGACACAGGAGAAGAAGGAGAAGUGGAGAAAACUGAGACAGAAAAUGUCACACUAAAACAAACCACUGCUCUAACUGGAUUCACAGUUCUGGGAGGAUUUGAGAACAAACCUGUCCAAAAGGUGCACAGAGUCCUGCCUCCGUGGCUCGCUCAGCCUGAUGUCAUUCACAGAGACAUUAAAAGCAACCUGGUCCCCAUCUCAGACAUCCCAGGACUUUCUGCUCUGCUUGUGAAAAAACUACAAAAUAAUGCAAUUCAGCACCUUUUCCCAGUGCAAGCAGAGGUUAUCCCAGCCAUCUUGGAGAGUGCUCAGCAGGGGAUGCUGAUUGGACAAGGUGGCUACAAGCCUAGAGAUAUUUGUGUGUCUGCACCAACUGGCAGUGGCAAGACUCUUGCAUUUGUCAUACCUGUCAUACAGGUGCUGAUGGAACGAGUGGUGUGUCAAGUCCGGGCUUUGGCCGUAUUGCCGACAAAAGAGCUCGCCCAGCAGGUUUGCAAAGUGUUUACAUCAUAUUCUGAGGGAACCACUCUGAAAGUGGUGAUGCUGGCUGGUCAAAAGUCUUUUGCUGCAGAGCAGGCUCUACUCUCAGAGCACAGAUGGGGCACGAGACGCAGUUUAGCAGACAUUGUUGUGGCCACUCCAGGUCGACUGGUUGAUCACAUCAACAAGAAUUCAGGCUUUAGUCUGGAACACCUAAGGUUUCUUAUUAUUGAUGAGGCUGACAGGAUGAUUGACAGCAUGCACCAGUCUUGGCUCAGUCAGGUGGUGAAGGCGGUGUACAGCUCAGGAGGUGGACCAGAAGACAAGUCCAUCUUCAUGCGGACUGAGCCAGCAUAUGUCACAGCAGCCAGUCUGUCUCCACCUCAGAUGCCGCUGCAGAAGCUGCUGUUUUCUGCCACUCUGACACAGAAUCCAGAAAAGCUGCAGCAACUGGGCCUCCACCAGCCCAGACUCUUCAGCUCCAUCCACAGUAACUCCAAUACCAGCAGCAGCAGCACGCCAGCAGACCCCAUCCAGCAAGAAGGUCGCUUUAACUUCCCCGAAGGUCUGACGGAAUAUUAUGUGCCCUGUACGUUAAGAAAAAAGCCCCUCCUCAUCCUCCACUUCAUCCUGCGCAUGAAGCUCUACCCCAUCCUCUGUUUCACCAACUCCAGAGAGACUGCACACAGACUUUAUCUACUGGUGCAGCUCUUUGGUGGAAUUCAAGCUGCUGAGUUCUCCUCCCGUCUCUCUCCUGCUGAGCGAAAGAAGACACUGAAGGAACUGGAACAAGGAAAGAUCCAGCUGUUGAUCAGCACAGAUGCAGCUGCCAGAGGCAUCGACAUCAGUGGGGUCAAAUGUGUGGUGAAUUAUGAUGCACCACAGUACAUCAGGACGUACAUUCACAGGAUUGGAAGAACAGCAAGAGCUGGGAAAGCAGGCCUGGCCUUCACCUUUCUGCUAGGAGUACAGGAGAAGAACUUCCUUCAGAUGGUGAUGGAAGCAGGAACACCCGGGAUUAAAAAGCAAAUUAUUAAACCAGAGAACCUGAAGGGUAUGGAAGCCCGAUAUGAAGAAUCACUGAAGGAGCUGGCUAACAUUAUCAAGGAUGAGAAAACCAAUUAAUGGAGCAGCACUGACAUUCUCCUCUGAGCUGACAUCUGUGCCUUAUAAAGACCACAUCGAUUUUUUUCCCAAUGUUUUGUGUAUGUCUAACCAGGUAUGUUUUAUUACUGGACAUUCCCAAAAUAUAUGCCAGUGAUUGGCAUCCUGGCAGGCUACACGAUGGUAUAAUGGUUAGCAUCACAGCAAGAGUGUCGCCGGUUAGGCUCCAUCCUGUGGGUCUUCUGUGUGGAGUUUUCAUGUUCUCCCCGUGUCUCCGGCUUCCUCCCACAGUCUGAAAACAUGAACUUAGGUUUACUCGGUGACUCUAAAUUGCCCGUAGGAGUGAAUGAGAGCACGAUUGUCUGUCUAUAUAUGUCAGUCCUGUGAUAGUCUGGAGACCUGUCCAUUUGAACCCCGCCUCUCGCCCAAUGUCAGCUGGGAUCGGCUCCAGCCCCCCGCCACUUAAAGUGGUUAAGGAUAAUGAAUGAAUGAAUGAAUGAAUGAAUGAAUGAAUGAAUGAAUGAAUGAAUGAAUGGCAUCCUGGCUUCCACAAAGUCUCUAACAAUUUGAGUCCUCUCCUGUGAAGUGCUUUAUUUUGCGGGGAAUAAAAAAUGUAAUGAAACACUUUCACCCGAACUCUCUCUGUGUAUGUGAGUUGGUGCACUUUCAUUGAAUGUUGCAAUAUUUGUACCAUUCUUCCUUUGAAAUCUCCAGGUUAUUUUAUUUGUCAUGAAACCCUCCAACAGACUGGAUAUAGUUCCUCUGUUUGACUCUAACAAGUAGGCUCCUAUCACUUCUUUCAUCACUGCACCAUGACUAUCUAGUGGAUCAUUGGUAACAACUUGGUCAAAGUAAUGACGUAGUUGCAGAUAUAAAUGAAAUAUUUUGUUUGCAAUUUUUCUAAUUGUCCCUUGUCUGUUUUUGAAUAAAAUAUUGUUAUGC
Molecule: messenger RNA, 3183 nt
Organism: Centropristis striata (black sea bass)
Lineage: Eukaryota; Metazoa; Chordata; Actinopteri; Perciformes; Serranidae
Gene: ddx51
Product: DEAD (Asp-Glu-Ala-Asp) box polypeptide 51
Exons: 16
Coding region: 241-2262 (673 amino acids)
Cellular component (GO): nucleus
Molecular function (GO): ATP binding; nucleic acid binding
Source: RefSeq, a predicted model, not a curated record